UGAGCACAAUGUGUCGCAAACCGCUCAGCAAGAUGGCGGCGGAGCGACGAGCGGAUCCGAUCUUCACACUUUUAUUGAACUUUAAGUUUUUGAUCAACUUUAUCGAUUAUAAUGACUUCCUGUGUGGAGCAGCUCGCGCUGGCGGCGCUGACUGAGAUCUGUGAGAAACUCAAAGUGAAACCGGAUGUUCAGACCGAGGAGGAGCUGCGUGUGCUGAUGAGGAGGCUCUGUGAGGAUCUCCUGCAGGAGCUGAGGAGGCAGCAUGAGGACAACGUGGCUGUGGAGCCUCAGCGGGACUCCGCCCCCCCUGCAGGAGAGGGAGGUGCUCAGGAGGCAAACCACCAAUCAGAUGCUCCUGGGGAUGAAACUGGCCAAUCGGAGCCUCCGGUGUACAGCUGGCGCGUCCACAGCGGCGAGCGGCCGUUCGCCUGCAGCGUCUGCGGCAAAGCUUUCUCCUCCCGCAGCAGCGCCCGAGUCCACCAGCUCACCGUGCACAGCCGGCGCCGGCCUCACACGUGCUGUCACUGCGGGAAGGUGUUCGGCACCCGCUGCCACCUCAGGACGCACCAGGCGUCCAACCGGCAGCCGACAUGUUCGGCCUGCGGCGAGACGCUAGCGGCAAGCUGCUGCCUCCGAGAUCACAGACGCACCUGCCAGAAAAGGGAAGAGAGGUUCAGGUGCGGCGAGUGCGGGAGGGAGUUCUCCAAACGCAGCUACCUGUCCGCCCACCAGAGAGUCCACCUGCAGGACAAACCCUUCCAAUGUCCCACCUGUGAGAAAGGGUUCACCACGCGCCGCAGUGUCCGCGUCCACCAGCUGACCGUCCACAGGGGACUGAGGCCGUUCACCUGCAGCGUCUGCAGGAAGUCCUUCAGCCAGCAGAGCGGCCUCAGAGCUCACCUGAGGACGCACACUGGCGAGCGGCCGCACGCCUGCGAGCAGUGCGGGAAGCGUUUCUCCAGCAGGAGCGGCCUGUCGGUGCACCGCCGCGUCCACUCCGGAGAGAAAGCCUUCAGCUGUGACACCUGCGGGAAGAGCUUCAGCGUGUCAGCCAACCUGCGCCGCCACCGCCUCGUCCACUUGGGCCAUCGCCCGUUCAGCUGCGACGUGUGCAGCCGCGGGUUCACGCAGGCCGCGCACCUGAAGGCGCACAGCGCUGUGCACAGUGGCGAGUGGGCGUUCAUCUGCAACGCCUGCGGGAAGGGCUUCAGACAGCGUGGCGCUCUGCUGGCGCACGAGCGGAGCCACAGUGGGGUCAAACCGUACAGCUGCAGCGAGUGCGGGAAAAACUUCUCCUCGUCUGCAUCGCUCAAACGCCACCUGCUGACCCACAGCGGGCAGAAAGCUCACACCUGCGAAGAGUGUGGGAAGAGCUUCGCCGGCGCCCAGAUCCUGAAGACUCACAUGCAGCUGCACACCGGAACCAAGGCGUUCUCCUGCGAUGUGUGCGGGCGUGGCUACAGCUCGCCAAGCUACCUGAAGACGCACCGGCGCAGCCACUCCGAGGGGAAGCCGUUCGGCUGCGCUCAGUGUCAGAAGAGGUUCUCCACGCAGGCGAGCGUGAAGCUGCACGAGCGCACGCACAGCGGCGAGAAGCCAUACGUGUGCGAGGUCUGCGGGAAGAGCUUCAGCGUGUCGCAAAACCUCGUCAGACACAAACGCGUCCACAGCGGCGAGAAGCCGUUUGAGUGCGCCGUCUGCGGGAAGAGCUUCAGCCAGAAGAACAACCUGAAGACUCACCAGCUGGUUCACACGGGACACAAAGCGUUCAGUUGCUCCGCCUGCGGGCGCCGCUUCUCCUCCGCCAGGAGCCGCAGGGAGCACAGGUGUGUCAGCUGACAGGAAACAGGAAGUUCAUUUGGUUCAAACUGACUUUAUUUUAACUGCUGUCGGUCUCUCUCUCUCUCUCUCUGUCGUUUGUUAAACGCAUACACUUAUUUGUUUGUUUGUCUGUUUGUUUGUUUUAUUUGGCUCUCAGUGUAAAGUUCCUUCAACAGUCAAUAAAUCAAUAAACGUCGGUAAUUUAUCAUAAACAAUAAAAACGUUUGUUGUUCCAACUGAA
Dicentrarchus labrax (European seabass) is the source of this 2062-nucleotide messenger RNA. RefSeq names its product gastrula zinc finger protein XlCGF57.1. The record is from RefSeq and is a predicted model, not a curated record. The coding region runs from base 112 to 1839 and encodes 575 amino acids. Gene Ontology annotation, molecular function: DNA-binding transcription factor activity, RNA polymerase II-specific; RNA polymerase II transcription regulatory region sequence-specific DNA binding. The transcript has 3 exons. Gene Ontology annotation, biological process: regulation of transcription by RNA polymerase II. Gene Ontology annotation, cellular component: nucleus. NCBI's taxonomy places the organism in Eukaryota, Metazoa, Chordata, Actinopteri, Moronidae.